UCUUGUUCAUCCCAGACCAGGGCUGUUUCUAUCUUCGUAUCUUGCUAGUUUCUCAUUCCUUGCCAAGCUCCCCCUGUGCCUUGCCGGUUUCUUUGUGAAGCAUGAUAAGCUGGACAAGCGCCCGCACUUCCCACGGUUCCCAAAUUUCUCCACUAUUUUGGCGGCCGUCGUGAAUAUGUCUUGCAUGAUGAGUCUCACAGACUUCGUAUUAUUCACUCGUUAUUUUGACCUGUAGGGUGGAUUUAUAAAAUGCUUAAACCCCUUGGCUGAUCCAUACUACUCUAUUCCGCAUUAUAGACAUUCUCCGCUACAAUUUUCUGUAUUUGAGAUGAAUAAAGAAUGUUAUUUUAUUGCCAUUUCAGAGUUGGGCUACAAAACUUGCACUGAAAAUGGCACUUGGUACCUGAGCCCUGACAGUGGACACGAGUGGACAGACUACACACAGUGUUCUAACAUACAGGAGUACAAAGAGCUGCACCAUGCUAUCGUGGCCAGCAACAGUAUUACUGUUCUCUUGGCUCUUCCGGCUUGCAUUAUCUUUCUGUACUUCAGACAGCUGAGGCAGCAACAGCGCAUCCGGCUCCACGUGAGCCUCCUGGUAUCAGCUGUGCUCGUGUCCAUGUGUAAGCUGAUCUGGGAACUGACCCUCACUCGGGACCGGCUGGACACUCAACGGGAGGACAAGGGCGAGGACUCUCUGCUAGAGCGGAACCCGGUGGGUAAUUAGGCUUGGGAAAUCUUUCAUGGAGCAAAAAGAAAGACGGGAAAAAACCAGUUCCAGGGAGGGGGUUAAUGAAAAAUAGAAGCUGGAUAUGGAGGAUGGUACUUAAUGAGGCGGGGAGUGUUCUCUUUUGCAGGAAAACCACGGUGGGAAAAUGGCUUUUUGCGGAAAAUGUGUUUUGAAUGGAGAGAGGAGGAAGAGGAGGAGCAAUAGCAGGCAGCUGUAGAAAAGA
Molecule: messenger RNA, 953 nt
Organism: Aplysia californica (California sea hare)
Lineage: Eukaryota; Metazoa; Mollusca; Gastropoda; Aplysiida; Aplysiidae
Product: calcitonin gene-related peptide type 1 receptor-like
Exons: 3
Coding region: 329-727 (132 amino acids)
Biological process (GO): adenylate cyclase-modulating G protein-coupled receptor signaling pathway
Cellular component (GO): plasma membrane
Molecular function (GO): G protein-coupled peptide receptor activity
Source: RefSeq, a predicted model, not a curated record